AUGGCCUCCAAGUGCGUCCACAAAGGCUGUGGGAAGGUCUUCACUGACCCCGAGGAGCCGUGCGUGUAUCAUCCAGGCCCGCCGGUAUUCCAUGAAGGACAAAAAGGCUGGAACUGCUGCAAGCCCCGCGUCCUUACCUUCGAGGAGUUUAUGGAGAUCCCGCCAUGCACGACUGGGAAACACUCGACGGUAGAUGAUACGCCUGCUCCGGCGAAGAAGGAUGACGACGCUGCCGCGCCUCCGGCUCCCGCUCCCGCUGCCCCCGCCGCCGCUCCUCCUGCUGCGGUUCCUAUUCCUACACAUUCCCCUGCUAUUCCGCCUCCUUCGAAUGCGCCCACGCCUGUACCCGAGGAGCCGGAGUCGGAUGACCCAUCGCUUGCUAUCCCGCCUAACGCUACCUGCCGUCGGAGAGGCUGCAAUGCUUCGUACAACCCGGAUGUAUCGCGAGAGGAGGAAAAGUGUGUCUACCAUCCGGGACAGCCUGUGUUCCACGAGGGGAGCAAGGGAUGGUCAUGCUGCAAGAGGAAGGUUCUCGAGUUCGAUGAAUUCCUGAAGAUUGAAGGUUGCACGGAUAAGAAGAAACAUCUCUUCGUAGGAAAGGGCAAGCCGGCCGGAGAGGAAAAGGUCGAGACAGUCAGGAAUGACUUCUACCAAACGGCGUCUUCGGUCAACGUCUCGCUGUACUUGAAGAAGAUCGACAAGGAAAAGGCCACGGUCGAGUUCACCUCUACGGCCAUCACCCUCGACCUCCCGACUACGGACAACAAGCGGUACAAGGAUAGCUACGAGCUGUUUGCUCCCAUUGACCCUGAGAAGUCCAAGUUCCGCGUAUUGGGAACGAAGCUGGAGUUGACGCUGAUCAAGGGAGAUGGCACAAGCUGGCCGGUGCUGCGCAAGGAUGAUCCGUGGUCAGGAGAGCGGAUUCAAAUUGGCAGUGCGGCUAGGGCGUGA
Messenger RNA from Aspergillus calidoustus, 951 nucleotides. The record is from the annotation of a GenBank genome assembly. NCBI's taxonomy places the organism in Eukaryota, Fungi, Ascomycota, Eurotiomycetes, Eurotiales, Aspergillaceae.